Hibiscus syriacus is the source of this 1999-nucleotide messenger RNA. RefSeq lists its product as uncharacterized. NCBI's taxonomy places the organism in Eukaryota, Viridiplantae, Streptophyta, Magnoliopsida, Malvales, Malvaceae. The coding region runs from base 154 to 1902 and encodes 582 amino acids. The record is from RefSeq and is a predicted model, not a curated record. The transcript has 14 exons.
UUUAUCAUAAUAAUAACUGUAACAUAUCAUCGAGAGAACUUGCCUUUCAUAUAUACUUUCAGUUUUUCAUUGUUGGGUUCUCAUAUAUUAACUCAAGGUGGACUCCUCAGCCCCGGAAGAAACAGAUCAUUUUCCUAGCAUCACUUGAAAUCUAUGGAGCAGCUUGUCAACUUUAUAAUACGACCUCCAAGAGCUGAAUACAAUCCAGAAUGUGAUCUGUUGGAUGAAGAGUUCAUGUUGAAAGGAAAAUGUUACCAGAGAAAGGAUAUAGAGAUUAAAAACAAUAGGGGAGAUGUUCUACAGUGUAGUCACUACGUGCCCUUGGUUAGUCCCGAAGGCAAACCUCUGCCGUGUGUGAUAUACUGCCAUGGAAACAGUGGAUGCAGGGCUGAUGCUAGUGAAGCGGCUAUGAUCUUGUUGCCUUCAAAUAUUACAGUUUUCACUCUUGACUUUUCAGGAUCUGGGUUAUCCGGAGGAGAGUAUGUCACCUUGGGUUGGUACGAAAAAGAUGAUCUGAAAGCAGUGGUUGAUUAUUUGCGGGCAGAUGGAAAUGUCUCUUUGAUUGGAUUAUGGGGCCGCUCAAUGGGUGCUGUUACCAGCCUCAUGUAUGGAGCCGAGGAUCCUUCAAUUGCGGGAAUGGUUCUUGACAGUCCCUUUUCUGACUUGGUAGAUCUGAUGAUGGAACUAGUAGAUACAUAUAAAUUCCGUUUGCCCAAGUUCACAGUUAAGUUUGCUAUCCAGAUCAUGCGGAAAGCUAUCCAGAAAAAGGCGAAAUUCGACAUAACAGAGCUGAACACCAUCAAGGUGGCAAAAUCUUGCUUUGUUCCUGUCCUUUUUGGCCACGCUAUUGAUGAUGAUUUUAUACUGCCUCAUCAUUCUGAUUGUAUAUUUGAAGCUUAUGUGGGUGAUAAGAACAUUAUCAAAUUUGAGGGAGAUCACAACUCUCCUCGUCCUCAGUUUUACUUUGAUUCUAUAAAUAUCUUUUUCCACAAUGUCCUUCAACCUCCUGAGGAUAAGAUGGGGACAACGCUUAACGGUUCAAUAUACGAUUACUUUGGUAAGAGUAGUUGGCUCAUCCCUGAACUAGGUUUUGCCCCGGAGUCUUCAGCUGCAUCUAAAGAGCCAGUGACUAGCGGCACAAUAGAUGCCAUUGAACAAGUUCGUUCUAAAAGACCUAUAAGUCGAACAGAGGUUCCUUCUGGUAUCCCAUCUAGAGAAAAUAAAUCUGGAUGUGAGAUGCUUGCACAGGAUAAAGAUGCCUUUGAUGAUAAUGGUUCAUCAUCAUCCAAUAUGAUAAGCUUCGAAUUAUCGAAUGAUGAUCCAUUUCCCCCUCAUGUGCCAAAAAUAGUGGAAAAUGAUCAGUAUGUGGAAUAUCAAUUGGACGACUCGACUGUUUUUCCAUGUUACGUGGAGGAGGAAGAAAAGAUGUUUAUGGAAGCCAUAAUUGAAUCCUUAAAGGACUUGGAAACGCAACAUUCCCGAACAGAAGAGCAACCGAAGGCUAGUGCUGGUUAUACGGAGUCAUUGCAGAAAGACGAAAAAAGUAGCGUGGAUACUUCUUCCACCACAGAGAAGUACAGCUCCUUGUCUCCGGAGUCUAUUUCCACUCCACUGGAGCAUAGACAGGCAUCCUUUGAAACAGAAUCCAUGGAGAAUGCAUCUCGUGGUACUGGUGCGUCGACUGUGGAACCUACGUUUGAGUUGCCUCCAUCAAUACUGGAACCAAGGGACACAGGGACAUCUGUUCAGAGUGGUACAUCGGCAUGCACCCAAAGUUCAUCUGAUGCUGACAUAUCGGCUAGCACGAAAGCCACUAUAACGGUUGUAAGGAGCCCCUCUAAUAACAUCAUGGACGGUUUGAUGCGACGCUGGGAUCUCAACUUCUUUCGAUGUUGUCGAUGAAAGUUACGACUACCAUGUUUUUGAACUGCAUGGUUGGUGAUUGUAUUAUUUUGUAGCUAAGAUAGCGUUAGGAGUCGUAGCAUUGCAGAAUGUUCAA